Histoplasma mississippiense is the source of this 5232-nucleotide messenger RNA. RefSeq names its product DNA-directed RNA polymerase II 138 kDa polypeptide. Gene Ontology annotation, cellular component: RNA polymerase II, core complex. The record is from RefSeq and is a predicted model, not a curated record. Gene Ontology annotation, molecular function: DNA binding; ribonucleoside binding; DNA-directed RNA polymerase activity. The transcript is spliced from 11 exons. Gene Ontology annotation, biological process: DNA-templated transcription. NCBI's taxonomy places the organism in Eukaryota, Fungi, Ascomycota, Eurotiomycetes, Onygenales, Ajellomycetaceae. The coding region runs from base 1 to 5232 and encodes 1743 amino acids.
AUGGCCAACAUAGAUGAUCUAUUCAAGAAACCAUUAUUGCCGUCUAAACGCAAAUCUGAACCGUUACGAGAUGCCAGUAUGUACCCCUCGAUCGUCUUUUCGCCCCAAUUUUAUGAACAUUCGAAUAGGGCUGAGUCUCAAACCAUUGAAAAUGAUUUUCUCUCAGGCACACUUUAUAAAAGCGCGAAGGUGGAUGCCAACGGAGAUGUGAGCAGUAAUCGGGCGACUGCCGUGGAGGACGGUUUUGACGAGCAAGAUGAAGCUGGUCCUGAACUCCCACCAGACUUCAACCCAGACGAGGAUAUCCCGGAUGACGAGGAAGGGCGAUUUUUCGGUGGUGGCAUAUCGCGGGACACGGCUGGUGCAAUGGACUUCGUUGAAAAACUAGACCAAGGAGAUCCUGGGAACUUCGCGCUAAGUUUGAGAAUGAACCCCAAAACUAUUGACGCGAUCGAGAUUCUUGGGGAAUUGACUGAUGAAGACGUUGAAGCUGAGCAGGAAGAGUGGGAUUUUUUGGUCACUGCUAUGGUGGACGGGGAUGUUAUUGCCCUCCUGAGUCAAAAUCUUGCGCGACUUGAUGAGGACAACGAUGCGGACAGAGCCGGAGUUUAUCAUGUCAUGAGCGUUCUUGAGAACCUCGCAUCCCAAUUGCCCAUUGCCGAGAAAAUCGGACAAGAUACCGACAUGAUAGCCUGGCUGAAAAAUCGAAUCCAGAAGAAGGAAAAACCAGUGAGCCAGAAUAAGCAGUUCGCGGCCGAGAUUCUAGCAAUCUUGCAAGAUCACAGAUCAAUAGAGCACCUGUUGGGAAUAUUUUCUUCGCUUCUACGACUACUUCCUGGGGACUCUUCUAGCCGGAUACGGACGCUUGCAAAAUUCAUGGAGAAAGACUAUGAGAAGAUCAAGAAGCUGAUUAAACUGCGACGGGAAUAUGCGUCGAAAGUUUCAACAGUUGAUCAAAUAAUUGAUCAAGAACGGAAACCUAUGAGCUCGGAUGAGCAAGAGCUCAUGGCGAGUGAAUGGCUCUCUCGACGCCUGGAUGCUGGGCUCUUCUGCUUGCAGAACAUUGAUGUCAUCUUAGCAUGGCUGGUGGCAGAAGAUGACGGAGCGAAGGCAAAGAUUAAGUCUCUGCUCUUGGAGCAAGAUGAGGAUUUAGGCGUUAUCAAGGCCACAUUGCAGGUUAUCUAUCGUAAACGUGGAUCUGAUCUCGAAGUUCGCGGUCGGGAGCUGGUGAAUUUUAUCAACUUCACCGUUCGCAGUCUCUGUUCGUUCUCUCUGCUAAGCUAUACUCUAGUGCUCCGCGUCAACCACUAUCCUGGAAUUGCUACUGCGAUAUCCAAUUUGCGAACAAAUGGAAUAAAGCUUUUCCCGCCCAGUGAGAGCUUCAAACUACCCACUCCAACUCCUCACGUCCUGCGCUUCUCCGCAAGCAACCACCCUACCGAGAUCUCGUCCAGCAUGGAGGAUUACGAGGAAGAAUAUGGAGAAGAUGCCUACUAUGAUCAAGAUGAAGGGAUUACUUCAGAAGACUGCUGGACGGUGAUUUCAUCCUUCUUCGAGUCGAAAGGUCUGGUGUCGCAGCAGCUUGAUUCUUUUGAUGAGUUUAUCUCGACGACCAUGCAGGAGCUAGUGGAGGAGCAAGGACAGGUAACUCUUGACCAAACACUGGCUCCUGCUGAAGAUAAGAUAGAUCCUGUCGUUCUGCGACGCUACGAGUUAAAAUUCGGUACUGUCAUGCUUGCGCGACCGUCUAUGACUGAGGGUGAUGGUGCGACCAGCAUUAUGUUGCCCCAGGAGGCGCGACUUCGAAACCUCACAUAUGCUAGUCCCCUCUACCUUGGGAUUACGAAGAGAGUCACGGAAGGACGAGAGCGUCUCAUUGCCGAGCGCGAUGAUGCUGAGCAAGGCGAAGAGGAUAACGAUGAGGAGAGACGGAGUAGAGGAACAUAUUUGCACUGGGAACCGAAGGCUCUGAACGAGGAUGAGCCAGAAGAAGAGAACGUUUUCAUUGGGAGAAUGCCGAUCAUGUUGAAGUCGAAAUACUGCAUCCUCAAGGAUUUAAAUGAACAAUCGCUAUACAACUGGAACGAGUGUCCUUACGAUUCCGGUGGAUAUUUCAUUAUAAACGGCAGUGAAAAGGUUCUUAUCGCGCAGGAGCGAAGUGCAGGCAAUAUUGUUCAAGUUUUUAAGAAAGCUCCUCCAAGCCCAACACCGUACGUCGCGGAAAUCCGAAGUGCUGUUGAGAAAGGGUCCAGGAUAUUGUCUCAACUGUCAAUAAAGCUUUUCGGUAAGGGUGACACCUCCAAGAGCGGGUUUGGCCCAACGAUCCGAUCUACUCUCCCUUACAUCAAAACCGACAUCCCGAUCGUUGUUGUGUUCCGAGCGCUUGGUGUGGUGUCCGACGAAGAUAUCCUCAAUCAUAUUUGCUAUGACCGGAAUGAUACACCAAUGCUGGAAAUGCUUAAGCCAUGUAUCGAGGAAGGGUUCGUUAUCCAGGAUCGCGAAGUAGCUCUUGAUUUCAUUAGUAAGCGAGGAUCUUCGCCUACGAGCAUGAACCACGAAAAGCGGGUUAGAUACGCGAGGGAUAUUAUCCAGAAGGAAUUUCUUCCUCAUAUCUCACAGAGUGAAGGUAGCGAGACGCGGAAAGCAUUUUUCUUGGGAUACAUGGUUCAUAGACUUCUUCAGUGCGCUCUUGGCCGUCGAGAUGUCGAUGAUCGUGAUCAUUUUGGAAAGAAGAGACUGGACUUGGCCGGUCCACUACUCGCCAACCUUUUCAGAAUUCUGUUCAUGAGAGUCACGAAGGAUCUUUACAAAUACGUCCAAAGAUGCGUGGAAACUAAUCGGCAAUUAUAUCUAAACAUUGGUGUGAAGGCUAGUACCCUAUCUGGUGGUCUUAAGUAUGCUCUUGCUACAGGUAACUGGGGUGAGCAGAAAAAGGCGGCCAGCUCCAAGGCUGGUGUUUCGCAAGUGCUUAAUCGUUACACAUAUGCCUCUACACUUUCACAUCUUCGCCGAACCAACACGCCAAUUGGUCGUGAUGGCAAAAUUGCUAAGCCUCGACAACUUCAUAACACUCAUUGGGGUCUUGUCUGUCCAGCUGAAACGCCGGAAGGCCAAGCUUGUGGCCUUGUUAAGAAUUUGGCUCUGAUGUGUUGCAUCACUGUUGGUACACCGAGCGAGCCGAUCAUUGAUUUCAUGAUUCAACGCAAUAUGGAAGUCCUAGAGGAGUUUGAGCCUCAGGUGUCGCCGAAUGCUACCAAGGUUUUUGUCAACGGUGUGUGGGUGGGAGUCCAUAGAGAUCCUUCUCACCUUGUAAGUACAGUCCAAUCGUUGAGACGACGGAACAUGAUUUCGCAUGAAGUCAGUUUGGUACGAGACAUUCGAGACCGGGAAUUCAAGAUCUUCACCGAUGCUGGACGAGUCUGUCGCCCCCUUUUCGUGGUUGAGAAUGACCCGAAGAGUGAAAAUUGCGGCUCACUGGUACUAUCUAAAGAGCACAUCCACAAACUCGAAGCGGACAAAGAGCUUCCACCAGACUUAGAUCCUGAGGAGCGCAGAGAGCGGUAUUUUGGCUGGGACGGUCUUGUUAAAUCCGGUGUCGUUGAAUAUGUGGAUGCAGAGGAGGAAGAAACCAUCAUGAUUGUCAUGACACCGGAGGACCUUGAAACGUCGAAACAAUUACAAGCAGGCUUUAGUCUUCCUGAAGAAGAUAACAACGACCCUAACCGACGUGUCCGAUCGACCCUUAGCCAAAAAACACAUACUUGGACUCACUGUGAGAUUCAUCCCAGUAUGAUUCUAGGCAUCUGUGCUAGCAUCAUUCCGUUCCCCGACCACAACCAAUCCCCUCGUAAUACAUACCAAUCUGCUAUGGGUAAGCAAGCCAUGGGUGUCUUCCUUACAAAUUUCGACCAACGGAUGGAAACGAUGGCAAACAUUUUGUACUAUCCGCAAAAGCCACUUGCUACGACACGAUCUAUGGAGUUCCUGAAAUUCCGUGAACUUCCUGCUGGACAAAAUGCUAUCGUGGCAAUUGCUUGCUAUUCCGGAUACAACCAGGAGGACUCUGUUAUCAUGAACCAGAGCAGUAUCGAUCGCGGUCUUUUCCGGAGUCUGUUCUACCGAACGUACACCGACUCGGAGAAGAUGGUUGGUAUGACGGUUGUUGAAAGAUUUGAGAAACCCAUGAGAUCGGAUACCCUUCGCAUGAAACAUGGGACUUAUGAUAAGGUUGAUGACGACGGUAUUGUUGCCCCCGGUGUUCGUGUGUCAGGUGAGGAUAUCAUUAUCGGGAAAACAGCUCCCUUGGCACCGGAAGCAGAAGAACUAGGUCAGCGGACGAAGCAACAUACCAAACUCGAUGUCUCUACCCCUCUGCGGAGUACUGAGAGCGGUAUCGUCGACCAGGUCUUGGUCUCCACGAGCAACGAUGAUCUGAAAUUCGUCAAGGUUCGGAUGAGAACGACGAAGAUUCCUCAAAUCGGUGACAAAUUCGCAUCUCGGCACGGCCAAAAAGGAACCAUUGGCAUUACGUAUCGGCAGGAGGAUAUGCCGUUCACCCGCGAGGGCAUUGUUCCGGACCUGAUUAUCAAUCCCCACGCGAUUCCUUCUCGAAUGACCAUUGCUCAUUUGAUCGAGUGCCAGCUCAGUAAAGUUUCUUCGCUACGUGGGUUUGAAGGUGAUGCGACGCCGUUUACAGAUGUGACGGUGGAUUCCAUAUCCAGCUUGCUCCGUGAACACGGAUAUCAGUCCCGCGGCUUCGAGGUGAUGUACAAUGGCUACACAGGUCGAAAGUUGGUUGCCCAGGUUUUCCUAGGUCCAACUUACUACCAACGUCUACGACACAUGGUCGAUGAUAAGAUCCAUGCACGCGCACGGGGCCCAACCCAGAUUCUCACACGCCAGCCCGUCGAAGGCCGGGCGAGAGAUGGUGGUCUUCGAUUCGGAGAGAUGGAACGCGAUUGUAUGAUUGCUCACGGUGCUAGUGCAUUCCUCAAGGAAAGAUUAUUUGACGUAUCUGAUCCAUUCCGUGUCCACAUCUGCGAUAUCUGUGGGCUGAUGACACCCAUUGCGAAACUGAAAAAGGGCGACUUUGAAUGUCGGGCUUGCAAAAACAAGAACAAGAUCUCGCAGGUCCACAUUCCUUACGCCGCCAAGCUUCUUUUCCAGGAGCUGAUGUCGAUGAAUAUCGCGGCACGGAUGUUUACGAAGAGGUCUGGGGUGUCAUUACGGUAG